This is a messenger RNA of Oenanthe melanoleuca, 4972 nucleotides long. It is a transcript of the gene UBASH3B, whose product is annotated as ubiquitin associated and SH3 domain containing B. Gene Ontology annotation, cellular component: cytoplasm. The record is from RefSeq and is a predicted model, not a curated record. Gene Ontology annotation, molecular function: protein tyrosine phosphatase activity; protein binding. Lineage: Eukaryota; Metazoa; Chordata; Aves; Passeriformes; Muscicapidae. The transcript is spliced from 14 exons. The coding region runs from base 207 to 2150 and encodes 647 amino acids. Gene Ontology annotation, biological process: collagen-activated tyrosine kinase receptor signaling pathway; negative regulation of bone resorption; peptidyl-tyrosine dephosphorylation.
GGGGGCAGCAUCCCGGCCGCGCUCCGCGCCCGCGGCUCCGUGCGCUCCGUGCCGGGGGCGGUGUGUCCGCGGCUCGCUGCCGCGCGGGGCUGUGCCCUCCCCGUGCCCGUCCCCGUGCCCGUCCCUGUGCCCGCGGCCGUGGCCGGGCGCUGUCCCCGAGCCCGCGGCGUGCAUGGCCCUGCGCGGCCGGCGAUGGCUGCGCGCUGAUGGCCCAGCCCGCCGCGCUCGCCAUGGCUGCCAGAGAGGAGCUCUACAGCAAAGUCAUCCCCCGGCGGAACCGCCAGCACCGCGCCGGCACCAUCAAGCACGGCUCCUCGCUGGAGAUCCUGCUCUCCAUGGGAUUCCCCAAAGCUCGGGCACAAAAAGCGCUGGCAUCGACAGGUGGAAGGAGUGUUCAAGCAGCAUGCGACUGGCUCUUCUCCCACGUGGGUGACCCGUUCCUGGAUGACCCCCUGCCCCGGGAGUACGUGCUGUACCUGCGCCCCACCGGGCCCCUGGCGCAGAAGCUCUCCGAGUUCUGGCAGCAGUCCAAGCAGAUCUGUGGCAAGAACAAAGCUCACAACAUCUUCCCACACAUCACCCUCUGCCAGUUCUUCAUGUGUGAGGACAGCAAGGUGGAUGCUCUCACAGAAGCCCUGCAGGCCACGGUGAUGCGCUGGAAAUGCAAAUUCCCUGCCCCGCUGCCCCUGGAGCUCUACACAUCCUCCAACUUCAUCGGGCUCUUCGUCAAGGAGGACAGUGCUGAGGUGCUCAAGAAGUUUGCUGCAGACUUCGCUGCAGAGGCGGCUUCCAAAGCAGAUGUCCACGUGGAGCCCCACAAGAAGCAGCUCCACGUGACCCUGGCCUAUCACUUCCAGAGCAGCCACCUGCCCACGCUGGAGAAGCUGGCCCAGAGCAUCGAUGUCAAGCUGGGCUGUGACUGGGUGGCCGCGAUCUUCUCCCGCGACAUUCGCUUCGUCAACCACGAGACUCUGCAAGUGAUCUACCCCUACACCCCCCAGAACGAUGACGAGCUGGAGCUGGUCCCAGGGGAUUUCAUUUUCAUGUCCCCAGUGGAGCAGACCAGCACAAGUGAGGGAUGGAUUUAUGGAAUUUCCCUUGCCACUGGCUGCUCGGGGCUGCUGCCUGAAAACUACAUCACCAAGGCAGAUGAAUGUGGGACCUGGGUGUUCCAUGGGUCCUACUCCAUUCUGAACACCACACCUUCCCCAUCCUUCCAAGCCUUUGCUGAUGGAGCUCUGGAGAGAAGGCAGCAGGAGGACCAGGGGCCAGGGGAUGCUGGGCCACUCACCAUCAUCUGCCAGAACGUGCAGCCCCUGAGGACGAGCAGCCAGGCGGGCCCCCAGAAGCGCUGCCUGUUUGUCUGCAGGCACGGCGAGAGGAUGGAUGUGGUUUUUGGGAAGUACUGGCUGUCCCAGUGCUUCGAUGCCAAAGGCAGGUACAUGCGCAGUAACCUGAACAUGCCUCACAACUUACCUCAGAGGAGUGGUGGUUUCAGGGAUUAUGAGAAGGAUGCUCCCAUCACCGUGCUGGGCUGCACCCAGGCCAGGCUCGUGGGUGAAGCCUUGCUAGAAACAAACACCAUUGUAGACUACAUCUACAGCUCCCCAUCCCUGCGGUGUGUCCAGACAGCUCACAACAUCCUGAAAGGUAUGCAGCAGGAGAACAACCUGAAAAUCCGGAUAGAGCCAGGCUUGUUUGAGUGGACCAAGUGGGUGUCUGGGAGCACCCUGCCAGCCUGGAUCCCCCCUGUGGAUUUAGCUGCAGCUACUCUAAGCGUUGAUACAACCUACAGACCUCAUAUUCCUGUCAGCAAGUUGGUGGUUUCUGAGUCUUAUGAUAGCUACAUAAGCAGAAGCUACCAAGUAACAAAGGAAAUCAUCAGUGAAUGUAAAGGCAAAGGAAAUAACAUCCUGAUCGUGGCUCAUGCAUCCUCCCUGGAGGCCUGUACCUGCCAGCUCCAAGGGCUGUCCCCUCAGAACUCCAAGGAUUUUGUGCAGAUGGUCAGGAAGAUUCCCUACCUGGGGUUUUGCUCCUGUGAAGAACUGGGGGACACUGGUGUUUGGCAGCUCACAGACCCUCCCAUCCUCCCUCUCACACAUGGACCAACUGGAGGCUUUAACUGGAGAGAAACCCUCCUGCAGGAAUAGGAAGAGCCCAGCAAGGACAGCCCAUGGCCUUUCCCAGCAUUGGAGAAUGUCUUUUCUUCCUUGUGUUUUAUUGACAGCAGGAAAAACCCUCAUCAUCUGUCCAGUGGGUCACUCAAAGCAUAUCUCACACAGCCACAGGCGUGCAAAAAAUCCCAUUUACAGCAAAAGGGGCUGGUUUGGAGGGGGAAAUAUAAAAAUACAUUUGAGGCUCUUGCACAGCACGACCUUGGGGUUGGUUUCCCCACCUUGAGGGAGCUCUGGUGACACUUUCACAAUGGAAAGGAACAAUGAGCCCCGUGGCAGGCAGGAUGCUGGGGUUGUUUUCUCACUGCUAUUUUUGCAAAGUGUCUGCAGGCUUGUUCAGCACCUCGUGCUUGCUCCACUCCCAGCCCCCAAACCCUCAGCAGCUUCCAUAAAAAUCCAGGUGUGUGCCCCAGGCUGGAAAUGAGUCCAGCAUUGCCUCUCCUCUGCCUCAGCAGACAGAGAUGGGAGUGCUCAAAAUGUUGGAUAUUGAUUGAUGUUGAGGAAAAUUCCAAAUUUCACAUAAUUUACAGGUGAAGUUUGAGCAUCAAAAAGGGCAACAAAAGCUGGGAGGAAUUUCUUUGAGAUGGAAAUAAAAGAAGCCUUUUCCAACCAACCCUGAGGGAUUUAGGAUGUUCAGAUUUGGGUUUUUAGUCCUUUACUUUGGUUAUUGAAAUUCACCUGUGUCCAGACUCAGCCUAAAAGGUUUGUGCUGUUUGAAAUUCCCUUCAGAAGGUUUGGAGAAGGGCUUUUCCCUUUUGUGCUGGGAUUUUUGUGCUGGCCAUUCACCCAGCAGUGGCUUUGUGUCCCUUUGGCACUGCUGGGGAGAUUGUGCAGCCAGCAGGUUCCUCCAGGAGUGCUGGGGUGAAAAAGCUUCUGGAAUUCAGCUGGAAUUCUGAGUGCUUUGCUUCCUUCUCCAUCAUUCCUCAUAAAGACAAAGCAGCUCAAAAAACCCCAGCACAUUUCAAUUUAGGAACAGCAUCAAAUGCUGUUUCUCCAGGGAGGGGAGGGUUGGGAUUUGGGGGAAAGUGGAAGAGGAGGAUUUUUUAUUUUUUUGGGGGGUCACAGGGGGAUCCUCUUGGUGCCAGAGCCUGCAGGAUGCUAAAAGCAGCUGCAUCCCAAAAUACACCCCAGUGGGAAUUUAGAGCAUUAAGUGCCAUCAGAGCAGGGGUUUUAGGAUCAGAAUUAUUUAAAAUUAUCAUCUUUGGGACAAGAAGUUGCUGCAGGCUUGCUGUCAGCAGGUAAUUAAAAAUGGGUUUAAAUGGGGUGAAAGGGAUUUAGGCACAUCCUUUCUUGGUUUGGGCAUUCCCAGAAACAGAACCAUCCCAGAAUGGUUUGGGUUGGAAAAGCCCUUCAAGCUCCUCCAGCUCAGGAGCAGGGACAGCCCAGGCUGGCCUGGGACAGCUGCUCUGGCAGCAGAUGGAAACCAGCAAAUAAAAAGCAAAAAGCAGCAGCCAGGGCAGGCUGGGGGGACUUUGUGCCAUCCUUGGAGGCACAGACACCAACACUGGCCAGAUCUGAUGUUUAUUAAUCAUGGAAAAAUCAACUUUUGGGCUGGUGUCACCUCCCCCAGGCUGCCACAACAAGCAAGGGGUUUCAAACUGCAAUUCCCUCUUCCCACAAGAGGUGAAACAUUAGGGAUGGAACAAACCCCAAGGGCUGAGCUCAGUUUGGAGCUCACAGGGAGAGCUCAGCACAUCCUGCCCAAUAUCCCAGAGACCCCCACAGUCCAUAGGAAUAUUCUCUUAUUUUCACCUUUACACACCUUAGACCACUCAUAAGUGCUUUAUUAUAGACUGAAAAGUCAGGGAGAAAAUUUAGGACAAGGCAGGAAAAAAUAAAACCAACCUGCCCCUGUGUGGUUUUGUUGCUGUCAGGUUAAUUUUUAAUUGUAAUUUAAACUAUUUUUGGCUGUGUACAGACAUUCUGAAGAGCUUGAUUUCCUCCAUGCAAAAAAAGUUUAAAUAUUUGACAAUCACACACAAAAAAAAAUUUGGUUGCUGAGGUUUGUGAAUUCUCCAGAUUUUUUUUUGUUUCAUGCCAGCAAGGUGUAAAUUGGGGCAAGAAAUAUUGUUAUAUUUUAAAAUAUUAAAAUAAUAUGUCUUUUAAUAUUUUAAAAUAAAAAAUUAAUAUCUUGCCUGUAGGAAGAGUGGAGGCUGCUCAGAUCCUGCUGGACUUGAGUGACAUUAAAAGGAGGGAACAAAAGCUGAAUGCACAAUUUGAGUGGUGUUAGCUGCUCUUUGGUACAGUAAUAGAAAAAAAAAAAAAAAGUUGUUCUGGUUGAGGAGGUAGAUGUUAAAAUACUCUUCUUUAAAUAUAUAUAUAUAUAUUUUUGGAUGUUUGGGAAAUAUUUUGACAAUUGUAGUCUCGUCUCGAAUUAGGUGUCAAGAAUCACAGGGAGAAAAAUCUUAUUUUCUUCAGCAUUUUGAGUUUUCUUGGGGGGUUUUGUGUUAAGCUGUCUCAUGUUGAAAAGGCCUUUUGGGGGAAAAAAAGAGAAAUUGAAAAUUUGAAAUUUAAAAUUGAGAGGUUAAGAAAGCAAAAUAAUUGCUGCUUCACUUUCAGCCCAUUGCUGCUCAUUAAUGUGGAUUUCAUGUCACUCCAGUCUUUUGUCCCACAACAUUCACCUUGAUCUCUCCAAAACCUUUUCCUUCACUGUGAGCUGCAGCACAUCCCAAGUUUUAUUCUAACAGAUUUUUUCCUUCUCUCCACAAUUAAAGCUGCCAAGAAGAAAUGGUUCAUUUUCAUCAUUUGCAAUGUAUGGCUUAGAAAAAGACAAGAAUUAAAUUGAUAUUACACUCAAA